AUGAUACUCACGUGGACUCUUCUCCCAGUCGUGGCCGUGGCUUGGCUGGCUCUCUAUCUUUGGCAAUGCUGGACAUCACCCGUGUCCAAGGUGCCUGGCACAACUCUCUCUCGGUUCACCUCAGCUCCUCUUCGCUGGCACGAGUUCCGUGCCAACCGAACCCUGUACAUCCACUCUUUGCAUCUCAAGUAUGGCCCUGUUGUCCGCCUGGCGCCUGGUGAGCUGUCGUUCACCUCGUAUGAGGCAGUCAAGGAGAUCUACGGAUCUUUUGGCAGUGGCUACGACAAGACGAAGUUCUACAACAUGUUCCGGGUCUUUGGUCGCAGAACGAUGUUUUCAACACUUGAAAAAAAUGAUCAUGCAAAGAGGAAACGCAUCAUCGCCGAUAGAUAUGCCAAUAGCAACGUCGUGAAGCCGGCGGCUGUCAGUGGCAUCGAGAGCCGAGCACUCGAAUUCACUCGCCAGUGUGAGGAAGCAUCUGGCUCCAGCGUGGAUAUUUACAUGAAACUACAUUCGUAUGCUUGUGACGGUGUUACUCACAACCUAUUUCACCCUUUUGGAAGCAAUUGCUUGCAGAAUGAGGAGGACCGAAUCAUGAUGCACCAGGCAACCAAUGACAACAGUCUUCAAAGUCGACUUCUCCAGCAUCAUUACCCAGUCAUCUACACAUACAUGUCCCGGAUUAUCGACUUAUUUCUCGAACCGCGUGCCACACCCCUCGCCAACGCAUUCAUCAACGAGAAGAGCAACGCGACGGAUCCAGCGCCCUUCACUCUUCUCAGCCGACUUCAAGAAAAGAUUGGUUCUGACUUGGAUGUGACUGACAUCGCCGCAGAGUGUCAGGAUCACAUGGUGGCUGGGAUCGACACCACUGGCGAUGCACUCUGCUUUCUGAUGUGGCAAUUGUCUCUGCCGGAGUCAGCCCAUAUUAUGCAGGACCUCCAGAAAGAACUCCGGACAAAUUGCGACACCAACUUCGACAAGCUUCCAUUCCUUGACGCCGUCGUCCAAGAAGGCCUGCGCUGCUUCCCCGCCAUUCCCAUGUCUCUCCCUCGCCAUGUCCCUCAAGAUGGGAGAAACAUCGACGGGUACUUCAUCCCACAGGGUACAAUCGUCAGCAGCCAGGCGUACUCUGUGAACAGGUACAAUUCCGACGUAUUCCCUGACCCAGACCGGUUUAACCCUUAUCGAUGGAUGGAGCAGGAAGGAGACGCUGAGAGGAGGCGGCUCAUGUUCUCCUUCUCUCACGGUGGGAGGGGUUGUGUUGGCAAGCAUCUGGCGUUCUUGGAGAUGAAGCUUCUCCUCCGACAUGUCUAUGUCAAGUUCACGACGGUUCCGGACCCCGCCAUGACCCGCGAAUCCAUGGUUUUCCAUGACCAGAUUAUUUCCUCGAGGCCUCUGGGUCAGAAUUGCCUUCUCAGAUUUGUACCAAUCGCAGAGGACUAG
Messenger RNA from Clonostachys rhizophaga, 1446 nucleotides. Lineage: Eukaryota; Fungi; Ascomycota; Sordariomycetes; Hypocreales; Bionectriaceae. The record is from the annotation of a GenBank genome assembly.